AUGGCCUUUGAGGAACUCCUGGAUGAAUUUGGUGACCUGGGGAACUUCCAGAUCCUUCAGCUGCUGGUUUUAAUUCUUCCUUCUCUCAUGAUAGUAGUUUGUCAUCUACUGUUGGAGAAUUUCACUGCAGCCAUUCCUGGUCAUCGCUGCUGGGUCCACAUCCUUGAUAAUGGCACUGUCUCUGAUAAUGACACUGGGACCCUCAGCCCUGAUGUCCUCCUGAGAAUCUCCAUCCCGUUAGAUGCUAGCUUGAAACCAGAGAAAUGCCAUCAUUUCCUCCUCCCCCAGUGGCAUCUCCUUCACCUGAAUGGGACCUUCCCUAACAUGACUGACCUGGACACGGAGCCCUGCAUGGGCGUCUGGGUGUAUGACCGAAGCUCCUUCUCCUCCACCAUCGUGACCCGGUGGGACCUCGUAUGUGAUCAUCAGUCACAGAAACCAGUGGUUCAAUCCCAAUUCAUGGCUGGAAUGCUGGUGUGGGGCCUCAUAUAUGGCCAUCUCUCAGAUGGAUGA
Aethalodelphis obliquidens (Pacific white-sided dolphin) is the source of this 513-nucleotide messenger RNA. Its product is annotated as solute carrier family 22 member 24-like. The transcript has 3 exons. The record is from RefSeq and is a predicted model, not a curated record. The coding region runs from base 1 to 513 and encodes 170 amino acids. Lineage: Eukaryota; Metazoa; Chordata; Mammalia; Artiodactyla; Delphinidae.